Molecule: messenger RNA, 2379 nt
Organism: Hyla sarda
Lineage: Eukaryota; Metazoa; Chordata; Amphibia; Anura; Hylidae
Exons: 4
Coding region: 275-1177 (300 amino acids)
Cellular component (GO): nucleus
Source: RefSeq, a predicted model, not a curated record
CCGUCCUCUUCUGACGCACGACAUGCCACCCGCCAAUCACUGUCACCCGCUGCCUCCGGACGGCAGUUUCCGCAAGAGGAUGAGACAAGUUCAGAUGGAUCUGCUUCAUCUAUCUCCUGCUGAAGUGCCAGGAUAAAAAAAAGCACAACUAUCUAACAAUGUUGGUGUUGCAGCUGAGAACCUAGUGCCGGACCCUAAAGUCCCAGAAGCUGGAGCUGAUGAAGAUUGUGCUCACUGUGCCGAAGAUUCUGAUGAAGACGAGAAUGAUGAAUUUAUGUGUACUCUUGGCAAUAGUGGACGGAAGAAACGUUUUUCUACACGCGAAAAGCAAGUUUUGGUCGAAGAGGUCUGUGCAAAAUAUGAUCUUCUUUGUGGACGGGAUAGUGAACGGUUACCGCUCAGCCACCGUAAAAAUAUUUGGCGAGACAUUUGUGAUAAAGUUAAUGCCCAAGGUAUCCAAAGACGUACUGUAAAUGACAUUCAAAGAAAGUGGCAUGAUUGUCGUCGGAUUGUGAAGGCGAAGCUUGUUAAAAUGUAUCAUCAUGCCAAACAAACAGGCGGGGGCCCUCCCAGCAAGAAAAAAUUGGAUGCUACUGAUGAUUUGGUUGCCAAUACUUUUCUCAAAGAGCAGAUUGAAGGGAUAGGCAACUUUGAUGUCAUGGCUGGACUAGUUGGAGUGUUCGACAAAAAUAAUAAUGAUGUUGAUUUUGAUGAUGACCACGACAGUGUUGAAGAACUGUCUGAUGAGGUUAGCCGUAACCAAACAAACAGAAGCCAGCCUUCCAAGCGACAUUCUGACAGUAGGGACUCACUUGCACGUCUAGUGAGAAGUUAUGUAGAGAAAAAUGAAAAUUAUUACCAGAAAUUUCUGGAAACACAAAGUUUGAUGCAAAAUGUAAUCGAAAAGUCUUGUUCACACAUUAGUGGGCAAAUUUCGGAAAUGACUGCAGCAGUAAAAGAUUUAACAUCUGUCAUUAUAAAUGUUUGUCAGAAUUCUGCCAGCCAUACUGCAACACACUCAACCCACACCGAAGAGAUGCAAAAUAUUUUAGAAGAAAAAAUUGAAGUUGACGAAGUGUUUCUGAGCUCAAUUCCCAAAUCUAACAAUGAACCAACUCCAUUGCAAGGAGAGGAAUCAGUAUGUGAUGUAGUCCCCACCCCAGAAAAAUUCACUUAGUCAGAUAAAUUGGGUUUCUCUGCCUUCAAGGUCUACUAAACCAAAUAAGGACAAAGCUAGUCCAAAUUCAAAUGUUCGAAGGGUUAAAAAACAAAAUUCACAAAAUGCAAAGUAUCUAAUGGGAAUUAAAUCCGAACUAAGUGAUUUAGCGGAAGAAGUUUUGCCAAAUGACACAUUGGUCUCACAUGUAACUACUAGGUCCAACGUUAAAUUGUCAAAGACAUUUGCCAAAAAAAAACUUAGGGCAAGUGCAAAGAAAAAAAUAUAACAUCUAACUUUACACUCUUGUCCUCAUGUUGGCUUUGAGAUAGAAGCUUAUAUGUUGACUUAGCUUUAAAAGUAUAUUCCACUGUUAAACAUUUUAGCUUUCACAAAAUAGGGGGACAUUUCGCAAAACCUGUAUUGAGGAACAGUUGCACAGUUGUCCAUAGCAACCAAUCAGAUCGUUUAGUUUCUGUAGCAGAGGCCUGUUUAGAAAUGAAAGAAGCAAUCUGACUGGUUGCUAUGGUCAACUGUGCAAUUUUUACUUUGGUCACAUUUGUCUAAAUCUCAAACCACAUAAUGAUUUCUUCUUGAUAAUGUAUUUUGUUGGAAGCACAUUCCUUACUAGUUGGCAUUGUUGAUAUUUUCUAGAUUUUUGUGGCAAAUUUUCCUGGAUCAUGCCAUGAUUCCUAAAUUCUUCACAAUUCAGAAUUGUUUACCCGAUUUGAGAGGGGGGGGGACUUUGGUGACAGUUGUAUAUUAGGUAAGUUUUUGCUAAAUGUUUUUGUUUCUAAAUUUGGGUUAGUUUCCCCAAAAAUUAAACAGAUAGGUGGCGAGUUAUACAAACCGGUGUAGAGGAAAAGUUGCUGAGUUGGCCCUAGCAACCAAUCACAUCACUUUUCGCAUUUUCAACAAGGCCUCUGUAAAUUAAAAUAAGCGAGCAGAUUGGCUUUGAUGUGCAACUCAGCAACUUUUACUCUUCCCAGGUUGGGAGAAAUCGGCUAGAGAUGAUUUGAGCUAUGUGUACAUUGUGUUUGGCGAUUUAAAAAUGUAUACUACAAAAUUAGCAGACAUUACAUUCUUCAGAAAGGAUAAUGAGGAACCCCUAGUUCAUGUACGGAACACAUGAAAAAUAUGUGUUAAAUUGAAAGUAUUAAAUGUGUAGUUCUUGUUGGGAUUUGAACCAAGACCACAGAGCCAUCAUGAUAUUCUAAGACUAC